AACAAGCGGCACGACGCCGGAAGUGGAAUUUCUCCUCCGAAGGACACUACGCCUCUUUGCAGCCGUUUGGGCAAAACGCGCAAACGACCCGAACCCGACUUUGGGAAAACAAAAAACAUCUGUUUCGCCUUCCACACCGCGAUCGUGUGGCCGGAACUGCAGCACCACUGGGCGCGGGACGAAUCCACCUCCUGGCACGGAGGGCCUGCACAAAGGAGCGCACGUAUAUAACCCGACGCAGCCACGAUGAGCCGGCUACUCAGCAGUAGUAGUUCGGUGCUUGGUGCGACCGGAAGCAAAAUGUCGGCGCUCGGAAAAGUGACGCACUGCAUCUUCGAUAUGGACGGGCUGUUGCUCGACACGGAAACUCUUUACACGCAGGUCACGCAAUCGAUCGCGGAACCGUACGGUAAGACGUACACGUGGGAAAUCAAGCAAACCAUCAUGGGUCUGCAGCGGGACGAAGCCGCCGAAGCGAUCGUGGCCGCCCUCGAGCUGCCACUAACUCCGGCCGAGUACGUGCAGGUCUCAACCGAGCGGAUCAACACCGUCAUGGAAAACUGCCAGCUGAUGCCAGGCGCAGAACGGUUGGUGCGCCAUCUGCACAAGCACAACGUUCCGAUCGCACUGGCCACCAGUUCCGGUGCGGAUUCCGUCGAGGUUAAGACGAAGAACCACCGCGAGCUGUUCGAGCUGUUCGGUCACAAGGUGAUGGGCUCGUCGGAUCCCGCCGUCAAGGAGGGCAAACCGGCACCGGACAUUUUUCUCGUCGCCGCCGAACGCUUCCCGGAUCAACCCGCACCCGGUCAGUGUCUCGUGUUUGAGGACGCCCCGAACGGCGUGACGGCGGCAAUCGCGGCCGGUAUGCAAGCCGUCAUGGUACCCGAUCCGCACAUUGAGGAGGAUCAGCGCCGGCAUGCGACAGUGGUGCUACAAUCCCUCGAGGACUUCCGCCCGGAGCAGUUUGGGUUGCCGGCGUUUACGUGAGCCGCGUGUGGGUGAGAACACCCGGUCCAGCCGGUGCCGACGUGGAAAGGAAUCGCGAUUUGCGUAGAACGCACCAGGACUGCCGAGCCGGGAAGCGGAUGGCGUCCGGUUUAUGUGUUAAGAUGUGUGCGAAGGAGCUUUAGUGGCGCCAUAGGCCUAGCAGGCACUCCCUUGGUUGAGCGGUUGAGCAUGCUUGAGUAACGAAACUAACGCAGGAAAUAUAUACAUUUUUUGUGAUGACUA
Anopheles nili is the source of this 1230-nucleotide messenger RNA. RefSeq names its product probable pseudouridine-5'-phosphatase. Lineage: Eukaryota; Metazoa; Arthropoda; Insecta; Diptera; Culicidae. The record is from RefSeq and is a predicted model, not a curated record. Bases 247 to 987 code for a protein of 246 amino acids. Gene Ontology annotation, molecular function: phosphatase activity. The transcript is spliced from 4 exons.